Molecule: messenger RNA, 2036 nt
Organism: Notolabrus celidotus (New Zealand spotty)
Lineage: Eukaryota; Metazoa; Chordata; Actinopteri; Labriformes; Labridae
Exons: 4
Coding region: 40-969 (309 amino acids)
Source: RefSeq, a predicted model, not a curated record
CAUCCAUGCCUCAGAGAGCCUGGAACCUCAUUUUCAGGCAUGUACGGGUGGCAGCAGCGUCUAAAAUACAAGAUGGCCAAUUACCGUUCUAAAAUGAGAAGGCGUGAAGUACCUUGUCCUGAACUUGAUAUCAACUCUUUGAAAAGAAAAUCACCUGGUGAAAAAAAUCCAGCAAAAAACUGCAAGAGACCGAAGAGAGCAGAGGUCAACUACCUUCCUCCGCACCCAAGUGGAGAAAGUACAGACAGUCUGGAGAUGGAGAGACAGGAGCUUCUUAAGGAGGUAAAGAAGACAAACAACGCUAAGGUGAUACGGGAAAAAAUGGCCAAAGCUUUCUCCUACCGAAGGCAUGAGGUUGUGGUUCAAAGUCCAACGGCGGGUGACUUCAAAGAGAGAUGGCCCGCUCUGUUCUGCGAAGCUGAGAUCAAGGAGGAAUUCCGAAGAAUAACAACAGUUUCUUUAGAGCAGAGCUUCAUGCACAAACUUGACCACUACACACCAAAACUGACAGACCUGAUGAAGGCCAAGGGAGGUGUCAUUGGGAAGAGGCUAAGGCCAUUCUUGGAUAAACUGAGUCAGAACCAAAGCAUUGACAUGAGACGUGAUGCUGUUAUCCGUGGCCUCAUAAUGUACCUUGGUGAGAAAGAGGAGGAACUUUUUGAAGAUUGCCUGGAGGACAGCCGCAGUGAUGCCGCUCAACACAUUGUCAAGGUCCUUGUCGUCCAUGGUACUGACCGAGAGGAGCCAGUAGAUGUUUCCAUUCUUCUGGAUGGAAAGGAGAUACUGUCAGGAUGCAGCAAUACUGCUAAGGCUUGCACAUUGCUCAUGGGAUUUAUUUAUGCCCUCAAUCUCGCCUACCCCCCUACUCUGCGCUAUACUUUUGAGGUGUUUCAAAAACUUUUCCUGGAACUGGACGGGAUGAAACUGUCACCAAAAGUACAUGCUUUAAAGUUGAAGCUGCUGUCUUAAAUGCUAUACGCAAGAUCUACUGCGCAGUCCUUGCUGCUGUCCCACUCAAACUCACUUAAUCUUGCAAAUGACUGGAACAAUAACUUGCACAGACACUGUCGGCUCCAUUGGACCUUCGACUCACACCCAGCAAGUUGUCUUUCAAUGGAUCUUUUACUGUUCAGCCACAUAGAUACGCAGAGGACAUUUUAACUCUCUAAAAGUCUGUUAUUUAAAGUUACAAAAUGUGGCCAGAACAUGUUGACUUCAAAAGUUGAAAAUGUAGUGUUAAAUACUUCAAUGCAAAACAAUCACAGAGGAAUAAUGAAUAAGAAUAUUAUGUGGGAAAGUAACUGUAAUCUCUGUCUAUAGAAACAAUAUUUUCCACUUGUCAAAAGUGGUAGUGUUAUGCCUCGGUAAUGAUGUUCUGCUUACACCCAUGUGGCACUUUAGCAGGUUGAUAUUGAGUUCAAUUUGACCUUCUGUAGCAAACUACUUGUUAGGAGUUUUCUUAGCAUGUCAAUGUUCUUUAUUCUUUGUAAAUUUAGGCAUCUGCUGUCAUUCAUGUUAAUGAGGCAAAGAAAAAGUUCAAAUUAUAUUUUUUGUCUUGUAAAGGUUAAUACCUUUAGAUGUUGAACAAACAUUUUUAUGGAUCUAGGUUUUGAGGAUUUGUUUGUUGUAUUUUCCUUGUUUCGAUGUUCUUUAGGGUUUAAUCGAACAUUAAUGUUUACAUGCAAGUGUUAAAAAUGUUGGUGGUCAUUUCCACUUUUUUGACAGGUUAAAGCCUUAUGAUAAUUUGAUGCACAAGGUAUCAAAAAACAUUUUGAGUUGCCAGUGGUGCACAUUUUUUCCAGUCGAACAAGAUGACCACUCUGUGGAGGUAUACAUUUGUUUUUUUAUCGAUGCCUAUUGUCAGCAUUUACAGAUGCUGAGAUUUCAUUCCAAUGUUGUCAUGUUAAACUGUUCCUUUUGCAAGUGAAUGGAGGGCUUAUUCUACAUUGCCAUUGUUCCAAAGUAAUGUGUUUACCCAAGGCACCUUUAAGGAAUUGUUUCCUGGCAAAUGUUUAAAAAUAAAUUAUUGAAUUAUA